UUGAUUUGCAUACAUUUUCAGAACAGACCUCUGUAUCUUGCUCAACAUAGGAUUUUUGAUCAAAUACCAAAACUUUGCGACGACUUCUCCCUGCCAUUGUAUUGUGACCAUUGUGAGAACGUUGACAAAAACGGAUGGAUUGGACCCGGAGGCACUGUAUCUCCCCUCCAUACAGAUCCAAGAGAAAAUAUUUUCUGCCAGAUCGUGGGUCGCAAGUUCUUCCGUCUUGUCGCUCCAUCUGAUUCAGAAAAUGUGUACGCUUUCAAGGACGGCAUCAUCACCAACACUAGCCAGGUCGAUGUGUUGAGCCCUGAUUUGGAGAAGUAUCCGGACUUUGCGAAAGCACGUUGUUGGGAUGGAGUUGUGGAAGCCGGCGAUGUGUUAUUUAUUCCUCAGGGCUGGUGGCAUCUGGUCUUGGCUCUUUCUAAUUCGAUCUCGAUCUCGUUUUGGUCUGAUAAGUGA
Messenger RNA from Cooperia oncophora, 462 nucleotides. The record is from the annotation of a GenBank genome assembly. Lineage: Eukaryota; Metazoa; Nematoda; Chromadorea; Rhabditida; Trichostrongylidae.